Molecule: messenger RNA, 1152 nt
Organism: Colletotrichum scovillei
Lineage: Eukaryota; Fungi; Ascomycota; Sordariomycetes; Glomerellales; Glomerellaceae
Product: cell wall protein PhiA
Exons: 2
Coding region: 580-1152 (190 amino acids)
Source: RefSeq, a predicted model, not a curated record
GGUCAACCAAAAUCUCGGGGCAGAGGCAACGGGUUUCGCGGGCGGCGCAGACGGCAGCGCUAGGAGGCGGGAUGCCGCAUCGCCAAGUCUCUCCGAAGGGUACCAUGCCAUGCCAUGCCAUGUCACUCACCCUCGCCUCCCCUUGCGAGGCGGCUCCUCUCGUAUUUGUCCGCGACUCCACUGCAAACCACAGGAGGCAGGGCUCAUGAUGUCAAUCGGGCUCCGCAGGUAUCCCUGGCCGGCAUUACGAGAAGAUCUUCGCCCCGGCAGUGCACACACUCAACUUUGGGCACUGGUUGGAUUGGCGCAACCAACGCGACCUCGCUUUCUGCACCCCGUGAUUACGAGAUGAUCAUCGAAAGGUCCCUGGACUCCUAGAGCUUUCUGGUGGCACUGCAGCAACCAGCAUUUUGUGAUGGUCAACCCGAGAUAUAAGACGACCGACAGAUCCCCCUCUCUAAUACCUUUCAGAACAUUCAUCUCAUCACACUCAACAACCAACAAUCUUAAUCUCAAAGUAAUCAUCCGACCACAUCAGUCUUUACACCCACAGUCACUUCAAACACAACAACCAUCAAAAUGCAGUUCACCAACACCCUCGCCGUUGCGACCUCCCUCAUCGCCGCCGUCUCCGGCGCCGCGGUCCCCCAGCUCAUCACCCGCCAGAACAACGGCACCACAAACGGCACCGCCCCCGGCCUGCCCGCCGACGCAAAGUUCCAGCUCAUGGCCCUCCGCUCCGCCAGCGAGGUUCACUUCUCGACCUUCCAGGCCGCCAAGAGCUCCAUCUUCCUCCAGCUGCCCAACCAGAACGCCACCUGCGACAGCACUGAGGACGACGACUCAGCGACCUUCUACCUGAACCAGGACGACGGCGGCUCUACCUCUACGCCGCCUCCGCCACCCCUCAGCAGCUCUCGCCGACCGCUCCGGCAUGGGUCAGGGCAACGCACUGGAUGGAAGGUUGACCAGUACGGCGACCUCACCCUCGACGGCGCCAGCUUCCUGGCCUGCCCCAACAGCAUCGAGGACAGCUGGUCCGUCUGGAUCUCUUCCGGUGUCGCCAACCCUGCCGGCAACACCGACUGCCUCGGCAUUGCUGUCCGCGCUGUCCAGAUCACCGACCCCAACAGCUGCAGCUACACUUCCUAA